CUCAACAUGGACACGUCCCUUCAGGAAUCUCCUUGCCAUUUGUCCAGGAGCAGCAGGUGUUGUGUGCCCUCUGGUGGUUACAGAGGGAAUGACGCAUGCGUUGAUCGCGCGUUGCCAUUGUUCUUAUACCCGAGCCACGUUGAUCAGCGAGUCUAUGAUAGAUCUUUCUGUAGCAGUGCAUCGCUGCUCUCGUACCUGCCGUCGUUACACGCCAGCUUCGGCGUCUACGAAUGUCCGUUCGAGCCCGCCUUCAUCCAGAAGCGCAACGAACGGGAACGCCAGUGCGUGAGAUGUGUGAACCAGGGAUACGCCAAACUACGUGAGCACCUGCCCAACGGGACCACGGACAAACGGCUGAGCAAAGUGGAGACGCUGCGGGCCAUACGCUACAUCAAGUACCUACAGGAUCUGGUGGAGAAUGCGGGCACAGCGGAGGAGAACCCAGAAGUGUCACCGUUUUCCAUUUGCGAAUCGUCUUCUGAGGAGUCUGUUGGGAGUUAA
Messenger RNA from Carassius carassius (crucian carp), 501 nucleotides. Its product is annotated as achaete-scute homolog 5. NCBI's taxonomy places the organism in Eukaryota, Metazoa, Chordata, Actinopteri, Cypriniformes, Cyprinidae. The record is from RefSeq and is a predicted model, not a curated record. Gene Ontology annotation, molecular function: DNA-binding transcription factor activity, RNA polymerase II-specific; protein dimerization activity; RNA polymerase II transcription regulatory region sequence-specific DNA binding. Gene Ontology annotation, biological process: developmental process; regulation of transcription by RNA polymerase II.